CCAAGCGGGAAGGGAAACCCAUAAACAAUUCAUUCCCUACUCCCUUUCUCUCCUCUCUCUACAACACUUUUCUUUCUCUUUCCUCUCUCUCUCUCUCUAAAAAAGUACCUCAAGAACUCCAAACUAAACGCUCUCGUCUCUCUCUACUACCCGUUUCCAUCUCCAUUUUGAUGUUUCUUCCUCGUGGAUAGCAUGGGUUUUCUUGUGCAGUUUGUAGUUGUGUAGUUUUGUGUUUCGGUCUCUGGGUAUUGUACGUAGGUGCUGAGAAGCGAGUUCUUGGUAGUUUCUCUCUCUAGGCAGCUGGUGUGUUGUUCUUGUGAAAAGUCUGUUGCUUUCGCUGCUCACCAUCCUGAAAUUUCACUGGUUUUUCUUUUCUUGUUUGGUUUUUUUGACCACUUCUCUACAUGUUUGUAAGUUUAUUUGUUUAUUUGUAGUCCUACUGUCGCUAGCUUUUCUCGCCCUCCUUUUUUCUCUCACUUCCUCUCUCUAGGUGAAAGGAAGCGUUCGGCCAUGGAGGCAUUGCAAGAGGGUUUCUCCAUCAGAGGAUAUGUGUCGAGGAUGAGAAGUGUAAACGUGUUGAAAUGCUGGCCCUUCGAUGAGACCACCAGUGAAGAAACUGUAAAGUCUUUGCUCCCUCCGAUCGCUGUCAAGAAAUUCACCUGGUGGCUUGAUGAGCUCGAAUAUAUGCAAUUAGAAUCGGCUGAGACCGUUAAGAGGUCUCAAAAGCAGAAGAAAAAGAUGCUAGAAAGGGGAGAAACCUCUUUGGGAAAUGAAGAUGGGGAUGCGGAGGAGUCUGAUAUUGAUGUUGAAGAAGUCAUGGAAGUAGUAAAGGUGAAGUCCUUAAGGGGUAAGUCUAAGGCUCCCAAGAAGAGGUCAAUCAUGGAGAUCUUCGCUGUGGCACCGCCGGUUGAGAGAGUUAGCAGCGAGGAGGAGGAGGAGGAGGAGGAAAGCAUAGAAGAAGAUGGGUUUUCCAGUUCCAACAAUUCUUAUCAUGAGGAUAUUAACUGGGGACUCAAAGGGAAGAGAAACGAGAAGAAGAAGAAGAAGACGAUGGAGAAUACGGAUAUUAUUACCUUGAGGAAAGCAAAGAGAGUAAUCAAAAAAAUCAAGAAGAAGAAGGCCCAGAAAGGAGAUGACAGUAUGGAUCUAUCAGUUCCAAACAAGGAGAAUUCUUUUAAAUUCAAACCAGGAGCUCCAGACAAAGUUAUUGGAAAUCCAAGUUCAUCAUACAGUAAGGAGUUUGCAAAUGGUAUACGUGAUUGUGCAGUGAUCCUCAAGAGAAAACCAAGACUUCAACAUCUCGAUGCGGAGAACAAAACCAUGUCUUGUAAAGCUUUUAAGUUGAUUGAAGAAAACCAACAUCCGGGGCUUCCUCUGCGCAGUAUUUUAAAGAUUCAUACCAAAGAAUCAUCUCGAUAUCAGCCAACAAGUUGUAUCUUGCAGAAGGCUUCUCAAGUGAAUCGUUGUAGCACACAAAAGGCAACUAAACAUGUUACUUUCUCAGACAAGGAUGACAUACUUAGACUGAGAACAAAACCAUCUCAUUUCAUAGAAUGUCUCGAGUUGAAGGAGGUGUGUGGCUCAGAUACGAGCAAUAUUCACCAUGCUGAGGGGCCGGGGAAAGAUUCACCUAUUCUGGGAACCAGUGGAAGUAAGAGUGUCCAUAUUAGAAUGGAAAAGGAAGUCAAGGCUGGACCUGUAAGUAAGGAGCAGUUUGUUAGAUGUAUUGUUGAUCCGACUUCCUCGACGACGCAGAACAAUGAAGAGGAACUGUUUAGCAGAUUUUUAGCUUCAGAGAGACGCACAGCUAGUGGCAUUAAUAGGCAUCUGCCUGACAGUGGCUUCAGAGAUGCUCCAUGUAAUCCAAUCUAUGCUCGUCCUCAUGGAUUAGCUUGCAUGCCUCGGGAGGAUUACUUCAACAGUCCAAAUGUCAAGUUGGUGAGUAAUUCAGCAAACUAUACCCGUCGGAGACUGAUCAAAGAUUUAGGGAGUCCUAGUCCCUUAUUUUCUCCUGUGUGUUUCAAGGAUUAUCAGAAAACUUAUAAGGAUACUUCAAUACCUGAAGCUUCCUCACAAAGCACAGUAACUAAUAAUGCCCAAAGCACAGUAACUAAUAAUGCCCAAUCUUUCCAGUUUCAAACAUUUCCGUAUUUUUCUCCCAAGGAGUUCCUGUACGCUAGUGAUUCUCCACAAGACGGGAACCUGGCUGGAAAUAUUUGUGGGAGCAGGAGAAUACAUGACAUACAUGAAGAUUUUGUCGGGUUGCCUCUCAAUUCACAGGGAGAGUUGAUCACAUCGACUUCAAGUGUUAAAACGGACUUUAACCAGACGAUGAAUUCAAGAAUUGGUGCUGUUCAUGCCAUUAGCUUAUCUCUGCCAAGCAAUGCCCUUACAAAAUCCUUGGGUCAUCACUCACAGAGCAGAAAUUUGGAUUGUAGAACAUCCUCAAGGAACCAGUUGAAUUUGUUCCCUAUCAAGGACUAUGUGAAAGAGAAUCCUGUAGUUGUUAUUCCAUCAAGAUUAGAAGAUAUCACUGAAUCUCAAAGAGAGAGGACAACAAAUCUUGAUGCUGAUUUUCUUAAAAUAAAUGAUGAUUCCUUUCACGACUCAAUACAGAAGAGUCCUGGAAAUGAGAAGAUUCAAUCAAGAAUGCGUUUGAUGGGUAAAGAGUUUAUAGUUGGUGGAAGUGGCUUUCAAGGAUUUGAGGAUGGACAUAUUUGGAAGGAUAAGCACAUAGUUGACGAGCUUCAUUUUGGAAAUCAUUCUGUCAGCAAUGUUGUCGUACAUGGUCAGAAUAAACCGUCUUUAGCGAAAUUUAGGGAGACUUUGUUUUGUCCAUCGGAAGUUGAAGUCAGCCACCGAUCAGAAGGCAUGUAUAAUCUCCCUCAGUUUGAUUCCCAAACUGGCUCGAUAUACCAGAGUGUUUUUGUUGCAAGAAAAAUCGACCCUUUUCAGAAAUUAGUUCCUAGCUUAUCUCCAGGUACAUCACCUGAAGUUUACAACAAGGAAUGUUUUUUCUCUGGGCCCUUCAUGAGUGGACAUAAAUCUCAGUUGUUUAGCCUUGAGCUCCCCACACAAACAGCUGGUCAUCAGGAAGUAUUUCCUGACGUUGGGCCAAAUGUCAUUCAACUGAAAAACGAGCAGAUUCCUCCUCAUUCUCAAGUAUCAGCCAUCAGAUUUCCCUUCAUGCACCCGGAUCUUGACAGGCAUGCCAAAUCUUCUUGGAAUUGGAGAUCUUCCGUGAAUCAGCCUCCAUUUUGUUCAAAAGGAACACAUUGGGGUAAAAAUAGUCAAUGCCUGGGACUAAGUCAUCCAUAUCUGAUGCCUGGAGCUAGUCAUGGGACCGACUCUUCGGUGUCUCUUAAACCCGAUGCUUUUUGUCAGUUCAGUCCUCUCCCCACCAGCUUUAAUUUGCAGAGUUCUACAGCUCCAGCUUCCUUGGCUCCUACUUCGUUGCCUCAGCAUACUGCCUUACCAGUUUGUUCUGUGCAGAAACGACAUGGAAAGCAGAAGAAAAGCAAAGAUCGGGUCAACUCAAGAAUUGAUAUUAGAGUUCUUGAUAAUGGCAAGAAAUCUAGAAGAAGGCCUUUAGCUAUAUCAAAUGUUCCCUUUAGGUCCUUAAAGGUGCCGAGCUUGGGCUUUCAUCAACAUUUUCAAUGUUCCAUAGAAAAGCCCUGUGCUACUUGGGAGGGCAGUGGUCGAAAUACUGAAACAGCAUUUGAAUCAUGUUUAGCUACGAAAACAAAGACUAUGAUGCAUGGUGAAUCUGGGGCUGAUAAGGAUGAAGAAAUAACUCACCCUUGGACGAAUUCCUCCUACGCUGAUACUGCAAGAACCCGUCCAGUCAAGCUGACUGCUGGUGCAAAGCAUAUACUCAAGGCAUGCCAACAAAUAGAUCACAGUAACUCCAGUUCUACGGAUUCAAGCAUCUCUCUCUCUGAAACAACCACAGGCUUCAGGUUUUCAGAGUCUGAAAAUUCGGCCAGUGUCUUCAGGUUUUCAGACAGGAAGACUCCUGUAUUCGAGUUGUAAUAUUCCUACUAAGGAUUCAACAUCAAUGGAACAACUGCUAUCCACCAAAGCCGAAGUAGGAGGAACUAUCCAGCAACAUAUCUGAUUCUUAUGCAAAUUAUGCCUAAAAAGACACUGAGACUAACUCUUUGUUGAGCAUAAGAAGAUAGGAAUGCCAACCAUGAAGAUCAAGAGCUGGAGCUAUCGCAGAACUAAUUCUGGUAAGAAUCCACUGGGCUUUGUUGACAGUGCAUUGGAGGCUAUCCCUUUUGUAUAUUUUGUCAUCUCCUUUCUGGAAUUGCUUAUACAGUAUCUUUGUCAUAUUACAAGCAGUACUAAUGCUAAUUAUGUGCACGGCUCAAAAACGGGAAAAAGGGAUAAGAUAUUAA
This is a messenger RNA of Sesamum indicum (sesame), 4400 nucleotides long. The record is from RefSeq and is a predicted model, not a curated record. NCBI's taxonomy places the organism in Eukaryota, Viridiplantae, Streptophyta, Magnoliopsida, Lamiales, Pedaliaceae.